AUUACCUAUCAGUUCACACAGCACCUUGCUUGGUCAUGUCCUUUAGAGCCCUCAAUGAGGAUUGGCCAUUCGGCCAGGCGCAUCCUACGAUGGGAAGUUGGGCCCAGCCUUGGCUGACAGAGCCAUCCUGUCCCUAGGCCAACCACCAAGCUGGGAGAUAAACAGGAAGCCCAUUUCUCUGCUGUGCACUGUGCUAGUCUUUCCUUCCUGAGGUGCAGCUGGCUCAGACGCCUGGGCCUGCUGCCCCUCAGCCUCCCACUAUUCAAGAUGCCUAUGCAGGUCUCUGCUGGGACCUGGGUCUUCCCUCUCCUGGAGCUGCAGAGGCCAGAAGUUCAGUGGUGAAGGGUUCAAGGAGAGUCCUGGGAGACCAGGGAGGCUUCUGUCCACCCCCUGUCCCUGUUCCCUGUGGGAAGCCUCCAACAGCAGCAGCAGCAGCAGCAGCAGCAGCAGCAGCAGCAGCAGCAGCAGCAGCAGCAGGAGCAGCAGCAGCAGCAGCAGCAAGGCGCUGGCCGUUCCGCUCACCCACAAGAACAGCUGCCACCAGUACCCUGGGGAUGACUAGAGGCCGGACCACAGGCCACAAAAAGAAGAAGGCUACCCCACUUACAGAUGCAGACCAUGUGGGGGUCCGGAGAGCUGCUUGUAGCGUGGUUUCUAGUACUGGCAGCAGGUGGUACUACUGAGCAUGUCUACAGACCCAGCCGUAGAGUGUGUACCGUGGGGGUUUCCGGAGGCUCCAUCUCAGAGACCUUUGUGCAGCGUGUAUACCAGCCUUACCUCACCACUUGUGAUGGACACAGAGCCUGUAGCACCUACCGAACCAUCUACCGGACUGCCUACCGGAUUGCCUAUCGCCAUAGCCCGGGGCUGACUCCCAGCAGGCCUCGCUAUGCCUGCUGCCCUGGUUGGAAGAGGACCAACGGGCUCCCUGGAGCUUGUGGAGCAGCAAUAUGCCAGCCACCGUGUGGGAAUGAAGGGAGUUGCAUCCGCCCAGGCCGCUGCCGCUGCCCUGUGGGAUGGCAGGGAGAUACUUGCCAGAUAGAUGUUGAUGAAUGCAGUACAGGAGAGGCCAGGUGUCCCCAGCGCUGUGUCAAUACUGUGGGAAGUUACUGGUGCCAGUGUUGGGAGGGGCAGAGCCCAUCUGCAGAUGGGGUGCUCUGCCUGCCUAAGGAGGGGCCCUCCCCGGUGGCACCAAGUCCCACGCCAGGAGUGGACAGCGUGGUGAGAGAGGAGGUGUACAAGCUGCAGGCCCGGGUUGAUGUAUUAGAACAGAAACUGCAGCUGGUGCUGGCCCCACUGCACAGCCUGGCCUCUCGGUCCCCGGAGCAUGGGCUGCAAGAUCCUGGCAGCCUGCUGGCCCACUCCUUCCAGCAGCUGGACCGGAUUGACUCACUGAGCGAGCAGGUCUCCUUCCUGGAGGAACAGCUGGGGUCCUGCUCUUGCAAAAAAGACCUGUGAUGGCUUCUCAGUGCCCAUGUUGGAUUGAGCUGUUACCCCUACGUCCCUUCUAGCCUGAGUUCAAGUGCUGUCCGGUGGUGCCUGUGAGCAGAAGGCCCUGCUUGUUUAUCCCUCUCUCUUAGGAGGUUCCUAGGCCCUGGGCAUGGGGAGGGGGGUCUUGUGUGGCUCUUAAGUGAGGCUUCCGGGAAAGGAAUAAGAUCUCCCUGCCUAAGAAGUGAGGUGGGGGCUGUCUCCACCUUUGUCAUAUUAAAGCUGGGACUUGAGCUGCUGUCACUGGGUGAGUCGGACUGUGUACACACUGUACUACUGCCAUGUAGGAGCUGCAGUGGGCAGUCCUGAGGCUCUCUUCAGCCUAUGCUGAUGCUGCCAAGCCCGUGGUCUGCACACCCUUCAGUUCUGUGGACCCUGCAUUCACUGAGCAAAGCAAUGCUGGCUGAUCACAGCUCACCUGCAGGCAGUUAGGGAGGAGGGAGCUCAGACACCGCAGCCCCAGGGAUCGAUUCACACACCAUCUUUCCCACCCUUCAUCCCUGGAUGGGGACUUGGGAAGAACUCUUACCACCCUCUGGUCUCUAGGCACUUCUGAGUUCAUUUAUAAAAAAAAGAACCAAA
Messenger RNA from Rattus norvegicus (Norway rat), 2070 nucleotides. RefSeq names its product EGF-like-domain, multiple 7 (gene Egfl7). Gene Ontology annotation, cellular component: extracellular region. The record is from RefSeq and is a predicted model, not a curated record. Gene Ontology annotation, molecular function: calcium ion binding. NCBI's taxonomy places the organism in Eukaryota, Metazoa, Chordata, Mammalia, Rodentia, Muridae.